AUGAAGGUCUGCUCAUUUGCUGGCCGGGGCACUGGUGUGCUCGGUUGGCGAGUGUCGAGGGACAGACUCAGAUUCGCGGUCCGCUUUCGUGUCGGAUCGAAUGACCAAGCUCGAGUUUGGUCAAAUGAGACCUCGCGAAUUCAGCGUAUUUUCGCACGCCAAUCGGCCUUUACCGUUGCUAGGCCCGGAGUGAAUCUGGUCCUGCGAGACUUCCUCGGCGAAUUGACGCUUUCGCAGCCCUCGGUUGUGGCCAGCAAGCGGGUGGGAACGGCAUGUGGGCCAGUGGCUAUUUAUACGAAGAGGUGCUGUCAACUCGGUCGCUGCGUGUCCAUCUUUCUUUCCGAUUUAUCAACUCUUCUUCGGCACCUUUUUCGCACAACCGACAAUCAUUCUUCGACUUCCCGUGAAACUGAUCCACGAGUUUUCUUUCCAGUCGCCAGGUCAAUUGGAAUGAAGAGCAGUGUCUGUGCGCUGUGUUAA
This is a messenger RNA of Protopolystoma xenopodis, 480 nucleotides long. The record is from the annotation of a GenBank genome assembly. Lineage: Eukaryota; Metazoa; Platyhelminthes; Monogenea; Polystomatidea; Polystomatidae.